GGAUCAAGGCGUCAGGGUAUCAUUGUCACCACCAGGCAGGCCUUGACAUCUGACUGGACUAAGCCCCCCUCGUCCGCUUACCUACUUUAUUAUUGACCCUUGCCUCGCUCUUUUCUCUCUUCCUAGGCAGACCCUCAUGUACCUUGUCUUUUCUUUUUGAUUAUCGCUUUAUUUAUACGCGGAACUCAACAUACAAGACACAAAGCUGUCUGCACCACCUAAACAAUGCAGACUGUGUCAGCAUAAACUGGGACCACCCGAUCAUUUACCGCCGCUACCUCCCACCACCCCUCGAGACCAUCACCCGCACAAUUCUCCCCUGACCGGAACAUCCGGACCAACACCAAACUCUUUCUUCAGGACGUAGACGAGUCAACUGUUUGGUUCUUGUGCAAGUCAUCCAUGGUCAACAUGAGCAUGGAGCCAGGGACGUCUGGGGCGCCAUUGGAAGCGGAAGCUGCCCCCGUCACCGUCAAUGGCGGCACAGCUCCCACUCACACUCCCACGCAGCCUCAAACUUCUACGCUUCCCACGUCGACUGCAUGCCCGCUAUCCCCAUCGGGUCCAUCUACCUCAGCUUCAGCGGUACCCCCCAAGCUCGAUGUUCCCGAUCCCCAGGUCUUAAGCUCAACCCAUUCACAGCCCCACGAGCCCUCCACCACUGCCGCGCAAAAUUCCGACGACAAUGAAGACGACCUCAUUUACGACGACCAAGACGGUGCUCAGUCCUUCAUUCAGCCGGCCAUCAGCGCAAGAGCAGCUCGUCUGACCUCGCCAAACACUCCGGCUGCUGAGAAGGCUGCUGCCAUGGACUAUCUUCCUAGUCUUUUCGAUUUCAUGGAUGACGAAGGCAGGGCUCAGUCUUCAGGAAAGACAUCUGGUAAUCCCAGCCCACCUAUGAGCCCAAGGAAACCACAGAGACGUGGCCAUUUCCGUCAGUCAUCCAGCUCGCGCCUUCCGGACCUUCCAACACCAUGGCGGGCUGAGCCCAAGCAGAUGAUUGUUGGUCAGCCUCAUGGCGCCAAAACCUCCUCCAUGUUCGGCGUGUUUGGGAAUGAGACCAGAUCAUCUCGUGCCGCUUCAGCCGGAGAGAAUGCCCUUAAAAAAUUGUCCAAGGCUCUUCCAUCCAUAUCGAUACCUACGCCCUCGUUCUUUUCCUCCAGCUCUUCUUCUCACAAAGAGUCCACUUCCACUUGGCCGUCAGUGCCACAUCUUCUGAAAUCGUCCACGAUAGCUGGCAUACGGUCAAACCGAGCCCAAACGGGGCCUCCCCUUAACACACCAGGAGGAGCCACGGCUCAAGGUCCCGUCCGGUCAUCAUCUCUAAGAGUCUCAAGGACCCCGACCCUUCGUCACUCUACCUCGGAUGAUUCCCUCUUGUAUCAAUCCUUGACUCGGGUUUCCUCGCUGGGAGAUGAUGAGCGCUUCGCCAAUGUUCGUGAGCAGGUCAACACCAGGAUAAAAGCUAUCAUUGACAGCUUCGAGCCGUCAUUCAAACUCCCUCAACUACCAAAGAGUAUCACAUCGCCAUUGAAGAAAGUGGUUCCUUCGGCAAGUGACUUUCAUAGUACAGAUGGAACACGCUCGGCGCCAGGGCCAAGUAGCCACCGGCCGUCACGGGAGACCGUUCAUCCUCUCGAUGCAAUUCUGGAGACUCUAACAGGAGACAUCGUGGUCAUGGGAGGAUAUCGAGGCUCCAUUCUUCGAUCCGCUGAGCCCCCAUAUCGACAGUUAUGGGUGCCAGUCAAGGUAGGCUUGAACAUCCGCAAAGUGAACAUGGAGGUUGGCCUGGAGCCCGAGGAUGAGGAGAACAUGGAGAAAUACAUAUUUGCCUCGGGCAUGCUCCAGAAUAUUGGACCCAUUGAUAUUUCAAGAAAAUUAUUUAGGAAGCUCCGGGAGUGUGAGAACUCUGUAAAUGGCAAACUCAGAGUCCAUGACUAUGGCUACGACUGGCGAUUAAGCCCUCAUCGCCUCUCCAAAAAGCUGAACGAAUUCAUUGAAAAGCUUCCAUCUAACCAGCCUCACGUACCACCCGAACAAAGAGGCGUCUGGGUCAUCGCGCACAGUCUCGGCGGUCUUAUCACCCGACACGCCGUCAACCAGCGCCCAGAACUUUAUUCAGGGAUUGUAUACGCCGGAGUUCCCAACCGCUGCAUCAAUAUAUUGGGUCCUUUACGCAAUGGAGAUGCAGUUCUUUUCAAUGAGACUGUCUUAAAAGCGCAGUCUAAUUUCUCAUUCCGAAGCAGUUUCAUCUUCUUACCUGAAGAUGGUUUCUGCUUUGUUUCCAAGGACAACAAGGAAGAGUAUCCGGUAGAUUUCUACAAUGUAGACGAUUGGAUCAAAUACCGCCUCUCUCCUUGUGCCGGUGGACCUGCCCUCCCGCCUCUGAACCCGUCCAAGAGCACCGGCGCCCUCGGCAGUCUUCUGAGUCUAUCCGACUCCUUCCCCAACCUCUCUAGCCUCCCUUUCCGUGGUCGCAGCAACAGCGGGAAGAACCGAACUAGCGACGACGGCGACGACAAUAACAACAACAACAACAGCAGCAGCAGCAGCAGCAGCAGCAACAACAAACAUAUCACCGCAAGCUUCUCACCCUCCAACACAGUCUUCAAAGAUCGCACCCUUGCCCCGCAAAUGGGUUCUUCCUCAACCGCCACCGAUACCCCUGAAACCAACCCACAACAACCAGCUGCACCGCCAAUCAACGGCACCCCCUCCUCCCACUCCCAAGCCAUCCGCUACCUCGAGCGUACUCUGCGCGAAACCAAACAAUUCCGCUCCGAACUGGCCCACAACCCUUCGCACCAGCAUCGCAACACCUACCCUCCGCUCGCCGUGAUCUACGCCAAGGACAUACCUACCGUGUACGCCGCCCGGGUGACCUGUCGGGACGCCAUCGCCUGCACGGAUGCGUACGACGACUUGAUGUUUGCCAGCGGUGAUGGGGUGGUGCUGGCGCGCGAAAGCAUGUUACCCGAGGGGUAUGAGCUGGUCAAAGAUGGACGGGUGUGUACGGAUCGGGGGCAUGUCAGUAUGUUGGGGGAUUUGGCGGCGGUGGGGAGAGCGUUGGAGGCCGUGGUGAGGGGGAGGAGGAAGGGGAUUGGAAGAGGUGGGGUGGAAGAAGGGGAGGCAGAAGCGGUAGAGGCAGAGAAGGCAGAAGCGGUAAAGGCUUUGGGUGGUGAAGGCGAGGGAGAAGGGAAUAGUGUUGGGAAUAAUGGAGUCGAGUUGCAAAGGACUGAGCAAGGGACGGCGGUAGCGGAGAGGGAUUAGAAGUUUCAGUCGCAGUUUCAAUUGGUGAAGAGGAGGGGGUCCUCGAAGAGGAAAGAAACCCAGAAGGGUCGGGUUGGAAGUUGGUGUUGGGAAGGGGAGGUGCCAAGAGUAGGGAGAGAAAGAAAUAUGGAAAGGAGAAGGAGGAGUUGAAUUUGUUGAGUUGAGAUACCCCGGAAUAGAGAACGAAGAGUGAAGCGAAGAAGGACUUGCACGGGGACCGGUAUGACUGAAUGUUUCAGGCAUAUGUGUGGUGUUGGUUGGGUUGGCUGUUGCGAGCACGAAACUGUCAGGCGUCAUGAAGGAUCGGUCUUUUUUUCAUCACGUUAGUUAGACUGGUAUGGACGAUAUGAUGAGCAUAGAGGUAAAAGUAGAAAGAUACCUAGAACAAGAGUUACAUUCUUCCGGUUAUGAUCUUCCUCUUCGACUAGCAGGAAUCGACUGGAAGGAGGGAUAAGUCGGA
Molecule: messenger RNA, 3730 nt
Organism: Neurospora crassa OR74A
Lineage: Eukaryota; Fungi; Ascomycota; Sordariomycetes; Sordariales; Sordariaceae
Exons: 3
Coding region: 403-3270 (955 amino acids)
Molecular function (GO): triacylglycerol lipase activity
Source: RefSeq, a predicted model, not a curated record